GGGCCCGGGCGGGGGGCUGCUGCUCGCGCUCGCCGUCCUGCUGCCGCUGGUGCUGCUGCUGGCGCGCAGGGCGGCCCGCGCCUGCACUGACCUCGCGCACAUGCGCAAGGUGGCGGCGGACAUCCCCGGGCCGCCCGGGCUGCCCCUCAUCGGCAACCUCCUGGACGUGGUGAGCGGCGGCGACGACCGCAUCUACGACAACAUCUGCCGCCUCAUGGACCGCUGGGGCCCCACGGUCGGCAUCUGGCUCGGCCCCGAGCUGGUCGUGUCCGUGGCCGACCCGCGCGAUGUCGAGUACGUCUCCACCAGCAACGAGCUCAUCGACAAGUCGCCCUUCUACGGCGUGCUCGAGCCGCUCCUGGGCAGUGGCCUGUCCUGCCUGGGCGGCCAGGAGGUCCGCCGGCACCGGAAGAUCGUCAUGCCGUCCCUGCACCUCGACAUCCUGCACGACUUCCUGGACACGUUCCAGAGCGAGUCGCUGCGCUUCGCCGCCCGCCUAGAACAGCACGCCGACGACGGCCAGGACUUUGACGUGGCGCCGCUCUGCGUCGAGUACUCCCUGGCCGCGGCGUUGCAGACCAUCAUGAGCAGCGAGCUGGAGGACGGCGACGACGCGGAGCGGCUCGCGUUCGGCGGCGUGCUGCAGUCCGCCAUGGACCUCUUCAUGUACCGGGUGUGGCGGCCCUGGUUCCUCCACGACGCGCUCUUCAGGCUGUCGAGCCGGCGGCCCGAGUACGUCCGCACCAUGACGGCGCUCAACGGCUUCACCGAGGGCAUCAUCACCAAGAAGAGGCGCAAGCUGGCCGAGCGGCGACGGCACCAGCCUCACGGAGAGGAGCAGAGCCUCACGGCCGCGCCGACGACAACGACGCGGCGACGGCGGCGAGCCUUCCUCGACAACAUCCUGGACAACGAGGAGGGCGCCGCUCUGACCGACCUGGAGCUUCGCGACGAGGUCAAGACGCUGCUGUGCACCGGCUCAGAAACGUCAGCCAGCACCCUGAGCUUCGUCAUAGCGGUCCUGGCCCUGCGUCAGGACGUGCAGGCCAAGGUGGUGCAGGAGCUGGACGACGUGUUCGGUGGGGACGCCUCGCGCCCCGUCACCCUGGAGGAGCUGCCGCACCUGCAGUACCUGGAGCGGGUGGUGCGCGAGACGCUGCGCCUGUUCCCCGUGCUGCCCUUCUUCACGCGCAGCUGCCCCCGGGACGUGCAGCUGCCCUCGGGGUACACCGCCCCCCGCGGCGCGCACCUCACCUUCUUCCUGCCCGCACUGCACACCUGCCCGCGCACCUGGCCCGACCCGCGCCGCUUCGACCCGGACAGGUUCCUGCCCGAGAACAGUCGCGGCCGCCACCCCUUCAGCUACCUGCCCUUCAGCGCGGGGCCCAGGAACUGUGUCGGCCAGAGGUACGCGAUGAUGCUGCUCAAGGUGGAGGUGGCCACGCUGCUGCGCCGCUUUCACAUCCUCCCCGCGGCGGACGGGCCGGCAGCGCGGGACGUCGCCGACCUGCCCAUCAAGGUGACCCUGGUCAUCGCCGUCAAGGGAGGCGUGCGCGUUCGGCUGCGCCGCAGGACAGCACCGUGCGCCGCCGCCGACACCGUGGGGCCGUCGCUGUGAUAACGUGUCAUUGUUUUCAUAAUUUUAUAAUUAAGACUGUUACCUGUACUCUGUACGCAACCUCAAGCUCACUUCCUUCGUUUUUAAAGAGAAAUCGUUUUA
Molecule: messenger RNA, 1720 nt
Organism: Frankliniella occidentalis (western flower thrips)
Lineage: Eukaryota; Metazoa; Arthropoda; Insecta; Thysanoptera; Thripidae
Product: cytochrome P450 4g15-like
Exons: 3
Coding region: 101-1618 (505 amino acids)
Molecular function (GO): heme binding; monooxygenase activity; iron ion binding
Source: RefSeq, a predicted model, not a curated record